Messenger RNA from Paracoccidioides lutzii Pb01, 198 nucleotides. RefSeq lists its product as hypothetical. The record is from RefSeq and is a predicted model, not a curated record. The transcript is spliced from 3 exons. Bases 1 to 198 code for a protein of 65 amino acids.
AUGGCGCCAACAUUCUUGCACCAUGACGAGUUCACUACAGUUGCUGAACAGUACAAAGACACUCUAAAGCUUGAAACCGUCAGAGUGGCAAUGAAGGAGGCGGAGCAUCCGAGCCAAAGCGAUGCUGCAAGGUAUUUCACCGCUUUCGAGCUCGACAAGGAUGAAAAGAUCGUUGCAUCAAAGCACUACUAUAAGUGA